GGCAGCACGCUGAGGAAACGCAAGAUGUACGAGGAAUUUCUCAGCAAGGUGUCCAUCCUAGAGUCCCUGGAGAAGUGGGAGCGCCUGACCGUGGCCGAUGCCCUGGAGCCUGUGCAGUUUGAAGAUGCUGAGAAGAUCGUGGUCCAGGGAGAGCCCGGGGACGACUUCUACAUCAUCACGGAGGGCACAGCCUCAGUCCUCCAGCGCCGGUCCCCGCACGAGGAGUAUGUGGAGGUGGGGCGCCUCGGGCCCUCGGACUACUUCGGGGAGAUCGCUCUGCUGCUAAACCGACCACGUGCGGCCACCGUGGUGGCCCGGGGACCCCUCAAGUGCGUGAAGCUGGACCGGCCUCGCUUCGAGCGCGUGCUGGGCCCCUGCUCCGAGAUCCUCAAGAGAAACAUUCAGCGCUACAACAGCUUCAUCUCGCUCACUGUCUGAGCCACGCGUGGCCGUGGGACGCCACGCUCCAUGGAGGUGGCCAGGUGGGGCUGGCAUCCUGGCAUAGGCCUCCCUCCCUCUGGACUCGCUGUUUGGAAUAAAUUCUUGCCUUGCGCACUUCAGAAACAAAAAUGCAUCCCAAGAAGCCACUGCCAGCUCCCCCCACCUCCUCCUCCUCCUCCUCCUGUGUGUCCCGCGUGCCUCUCUUGUGCCACCUGUCCCCUCUCUGAGUCCUCUGGGGAUUCUUGUUGGGCCCCACCUCUGUGCAGGUCCUGUGUUCUGCCAUGGCCCACGGGGAGGACAAGAGCUCCUGUAGCUGCCCCUGGAGCUGUCAGGUUCCCCAGGUCCAGGCCCAUGUGUGGGACAGAUUGUGUCAAGUGGGGGUGUCCCCAAAGGGACAUUGAGGCUGAGAGCAGAAGUCAAAGUUGAAGAAAGAGGAUCUAAGGCCCAGUCAGCCAUGCCCAGCUCCCAGAGGGGACCCCGACUGUGGCCAUGUGUGUGGGGACAUUGGAGAAGCGGGCUGAAUGCUGAGGCUUGUCCUCACCUCUCUUGGAAAGUCCGUCCUCCCAGGGGACUGGGCAGGCUGACCUUCCCCGGGACAGUUGGCAGAGCCCAUGGCUCCUUUCCUGGCCGGGCGCCCAGGCCGGCAGGAAACACAGCUCAGUUUGGGACUUUCCAAGACCUGGUGAGUGCACGCUAGGUCCCUUUCUCUUGGGGUUGGGGAGCGGAACCCCGACUGGUCCUAUGUCUGUUGGAGCCCUCACAGGACAGGAAGGGUUUCUGCAGCAUUCUGGAUAACGCUGUAGGACCGGAAGUUCCUUCCGGUCUGGUUCUCAGAUUCAUCUCCGUGGAGUCCAGUCCCAGCCCCGGGGAAGCCUGUGUGUCCCUUCCCCGAUGUGAGGAACAAAUAAGGGAAGCCAGCCUUGGGCACCCCCAUACCUGUGAACCAUCUGCAACCAGUUUGUCCCUUAAACGUGUCCCUUAAAUGUGUUGAUUUGAGCCAGCCAGGCCUGAGUGGCUGCAUGAGUGCCUCUGGGUGAUGGACACGCGAAGCAACAAUCCUACCCACCCAGUCUUGCCCUGCCGUGCAUAUCCAGGUUGGUGACCCACCUGGCUGUGACAUCGGCCCCUCCCUAUGUGGUCCUGCCCAUGCCUGUGACUCUUCGUGGACUCUGUGGACUGCUCGCUGUGCCCUGUUUACCCCAAGUGCUGCAUGAACCAUUAAAUGUGCAAUGAAAACCUCUUACUUGGGAGCUCUUG
Castor canadensis (American beaver) is the source of this 1698-nucleotide messenger RNA. The record is from RefSeq and is a predicted model, not a curated record. NCBI's taxonomy places the organism in Eukaryota, Metazoa, Chordata, Mammalia, Rodentia, Castoridae.